Molecule: messenger RNA, 448 nt
Organism: Protopolystoma xenopodis
Lineage: Eukaryota; Metazoa; Platyhelminthes; Monogenea; Polystomatidea; Polystomatidae
Source: the annotation of a GenBank genome assembly
GCUCUUCCUGCCGUCCUUUCUAACCCGUAAACAGACAUCCAUUUGCGAAAAGCUACUUUUGCCAGAAGCUAAGCCCCAAAGAGCGAGCGAGAACUCGAGCUCUUGUUCUUCCGCAUUGACUAACCGGUCCCUUUGUCUCUUUUCAGUGCCCUUCAGCGUCAGGAAUCUGGUCGUCCGAGAGAUCGCCUCGGCCCCUGGACAGCCCAGCCGCGACGUUAGCGACGCAGCCGGUCCCUCGUCUGCUGGCAGGCCGCAGUCGAGGGGCCGGCGUCAGCCGGACCCAGUCGGCGCCUCGGGCGGUGAACCGACCGGCCUGACGGGACUCGAGCUGGCCUGGUCCGUGCCGAGCCGCGAGGCGUCGGCGUCGCAUCACAACGAGAUUGGCUCGCCAUUCUGGAUCGAGGAAUACCAAGUGGUGAUCCUGUCGCAGGAGGCCAACAGACCGGCC